UGUGUGUGUGUGUGGAGGCAGGGCCAAAGGACAAGAAGCGAGUAAGAGAAAAUACGUUUAAACAAAGAGAGAAAGUGUCAAAUGCUGGAAAGCUCAGACGCCAAUGAAUGAUUGUGUGAGUUAAAAACAAAAAGGAAACCAAGCUGGAGGAAGCAAAAGAGACUCAGGCCAUGGAGGCGGAGGUGGAUGAGGAUGAUGGAACGUUCACUAACAUCUCUCUUGCAGACGACACAGUGGACAGUGGAUCUGCAGCCCUGUAUUCUAAACAGGAGAACGAGCUUUUCAUCAUGAACUGUGACAUAGAUGGCGACAUGGAGAACCAGGUGGAGAUGGAGGAGAAGACGAGGUUAAUAAAUCAAGUUUUGGAACUUCAGCACACACUGGAAGACCUGUCGGCACGAGUCGACGCAGUCAAGGAGGAGAACCUGAAGUUAAAGUCUGAGAACCAGGUCCUCGGUCAGUACAUUGAGAACCUCAUGUCAGCCUCCAGUGUCUUCCAGACCACCGACACCAAGAGCAAACGGAAGUGAGGUACCCUCUGGGAAAAAAAGCUGAAGUCCCAGGCCAGCAGCCAGGAGAGGAAACCCACCAUGGAGACAUGGAGGGGGGUUUGUUUUCUCAGCAGACCUGGGCGUUUACUUUAACCAUUCAGCUCACUUACCUGAGUCAAAACUAACGAUUUAAUAAUCAAGAACAUAAACUGACCCCGUCCCUCUGGCUCAGAAAUGUAAUGUUAGUCUGGCCCAGGUCUGUUUUGCAGCAGCUUCCUCUCCACACUACAGAUGAGGUAGACGUUAUCCUUUAAUCACUAACACAAAACAGAACCACAAUCAGUUUGUGGUUAAGAGUCAUUUGUACCUUGAGUACCUUCUUAAUGCUCUCUGUCAAAGUAGUAUCUGUAAAAUAAUUCUUAGCUCUGUUUACCUGCCUGGUUUUCUGUUUGAGGACAAUUCUGAUUUCCUGUGGUUUUCCUAACGUUCUGACAGUGUUCCUGCCUCAAACUGACCUUUAAGUGGGCCAAAACAAACCAUCAAUAUUACAAAUACUGUUUGACCAUGAACCUUGUUUUCAACACUGGUUUAUUUUAUUAUUAUUUAUUUUUCUAAAGUAUUUUCUACAUCAGCUGGAUCUGAGUUUUCAGCAGGUCUUGGAUGUCAUCAUGUCUAUGUAAAGCACGACUGUAUUCCUCAAUUUAAAAGAUGGCAAACUGAACAGUAUUACUGAGAAAAAAAUGUGUUCGGAUCGCAUGUAUGAAUAACACACCUUUUUGCUCGUCAGUUUAGUAUGGCUAAUGAAAUGUCAUUAAAUCAAUUAAUCACUGAAUUGCAGACUGUAUAAAGCUACCUUUUGCUUACCUAACUUUGUAAUAACAGGAAGUGGAUACUGGAUACACAUUGGUACCAUUGAGAGCUUGGCAACAGUUAAAGUAAAAGCACAGAGAAACGUUGUGUAAUCUAGCACUCCAUGGAAGUAAUGGUUUUAUUGUAAGUGCUUCAUUUUUAAAUCACAAAAUGCACAAUUUUCUUUCUGUACAUAAGUAUUUGUAACCCUUUCAGUUUAUCAUGUCAUACAUGAGUGAUGGCCCAGUUUGUAAUGUGAGCGUGACAAAGAAAAAGCACCCCGUAUUAUUACAUUUUGUGCCCUUAUCCUGGAAUGCCCAUGGGGGGAGGGGACUGAAAGGGCCAAAUAACGAGGAUGUAGUGAAACAGGGAGAUGAGCAGGGAAGAAAGAGAUGCUUUCCCCUUUAACUGCAUGGCCAGAAGCAGUAAAGAGGCCUUGAGUGCUAUUGAUCCAUUCAGCCAGGCCUGGAAUACAUCACCUGCUGGAGGAUGGGUUUGACCGUAAAAUGUGCUGAUGUCCUCAGUGUACAGCAGAGUGGAGGGUGUGUCCUCCAAGGCCGCUGCUGCCUCACAUAAAAAGACAAAAGGAUUGAUGGUGGAAGGAGGAGACAAAACAUAAUGUAAUCUCAAAUUUGUAUUCCCUUUAAACAGAAAUAUCCAGUUUAAUGUCUGGAAAACAGUAAUUCGUGUGUAAAGAUCACGUGACUGUGGUGCUGUUUGAAAACGGAGGAAUUGGUUAUAUUAGGGGUGGCUAUAAACUCUAUAUGCUGUAAUUUAUUGAGGUUAUUUUGAUAUUUUUAACAGUUGUAAGUCAUUCAUUUCUUUCUGGCAUGCUGACUAUGCCCUAACUACACACACUGUGGUACCAACUGUCUGUGUGUAGACACCCUGCACUUUUGCCUUUAAACAUUUGUUUUAAUAAAAACCUAAGAUCA
Dicentrarchus labrax (European seabass) is the source of this 2275-nucleotide messenger RNA. RefSeq names its product short coiled-coil protein a (gene scoca). The transcript is spliced from 4 exons. Lineage: Eukaryota; Metazoa; Chordata; Actinopteri; Moronidae. Bases 171 to 530 code for a protein of 119 amino acids. The record is from RefSeq and is a predicted model, not a curated record. Gene Ontology annotation, cellular component: trans-Golgi network.